AUGGCGAAAUUCCAGGAUCAUCUGUACAACAUAGGGUACCCCAUUAGUGGGGCCAAAUUUCUAAACCAGAACACGCUUCUGGUUGCUGGUGGGGGAGGUAAUAGAGCAAAACUCCUCGGUAAUCCAGGUGAUUAUCCCAAUAAAAUUACUGCUUUAAGGAUCGAUUCUAACAAAAAGAAAGUGGUUAAAAGGUUCAGAGAAAUUACUUUAGAUCCAAAUGAUGAUUCUCCCUCCACGUUAGAUGCUGCAAACAAUAUUAUACUUGUUGGUUGCAAUGAAAGCUACAAUAAGAUUCAGUUGAACAAUGGAGAAAACCAUCAUAUCAGAAAGUUUCUAUAUGAAGAUGAACAUUUAAAAUUCUCGGCUGCUAUUGAUUUCGAAAGAUCCUCGAAUCCCCAAAUCUUCACCAAGAUUAUUUCACUUUCAGCAAAUGCCAGUAUCGGGGCAAUUGCUUCUUCCCAAUUGCCAACAACUAUUAAAAUCAUUGACCCUAUCAAUUCUGUUGAAAAAUAUGAAAUCCAGACAGGUAGAGAUGUUAAGGAUAUCAACGUUUCUAAUGAUGGAACGUUAGUCUCAUACGUAACUGAAAGAAGCUUGGAAAUUGUUUCAGUGGUUAAUGGACAAUUCGUUGUCAGAAAAAAUGAUUUUAAUGAAAACGAACUUCUUUCCAAAAUUGAAUUUAUAAAUAAUAGCGCUCUAUUACUAGUAUCAAUAGCCCAAUCCGUUCCCACAGUGACAAAUCUAAGGAAGCUCAGCUUGAAUAACAAUAAAGUUACUGUCUUAGAUACCAUCCAGGUCCCAACCAAGACAGGUGGUGUUACAUCUAUGGAUAUUGAGAAAAAGACAGGCAAAAUUUUGGCACUAUCAACAGCUGACAAUAGUAUCAUUUUAGUUGAUUUGGAACAUUUCAAAAUUAUUAAGACUUUCGAUAACGUUCAUGACUUGACCAUUAGUAAAGUUAUAUUUUCACCUGAUACGCAAUUUUUAGCAAGUGUAUCGGUGGCAAACACUGUACAUGUCAUAAAAUUACCAACAAAUAUCAAAUCUCUUACUUCAACUUCAAUAUUUUCCAAAUUGUGGAGUUUUUUCAUAAAUGUCAUAUUAGUUGUUAUAAUAGCCAUCAUUGCACAAAUUUCUUACAAAAAUGAUUUACACUGGAAAAUCGCUACUCUUCUCAAACAUAAAUAUCUGGACAUUAGAGAAAGACUUUCAUCUGAUAAUGACAAUGACGUACUUGUAUCAACAAUAUUCGAUGAUGAUAUGGUAACCAUUUCGACUAUUACUAAGCCGCUAGAUACUGAAACUAAAUCCAUAAAAACUAUUGAGUUUACAUCUUUGACUACAACUGAAGAUGACGUCUGGGCUACUUCUGAAUCUUCUUCCGGUACUGACUCCAUCCCUCCUAUCUACAGUACUCUCUCCCAUUAUGACGAGAUAGUUUCCUCUCACUCUGUUAUUGAGCCUAUGUCGUCACAUGAACCAAGUAGUAUAUUGUCAGCAAUUGAGGAAGGAAUACCAAUAGUGACCCAGAUGGAUUCGAAAGUAACCAGCGCAACACCUUCCACGUUUCCUGCAGUUGAAGAGUCUGUUAGUGCUUCAGAUAUUCUAAGCGUGAGAGAAUUAAAGCAAGAUACUAAUAUUGAGAGCGCCAUGGGUUCCCGUAGUUCGCAAGAGAGCAAAAUCGUACAGCUUGUCACUGUGGACUCAAUAGUUUAUGAGGUCAUCUCUAUGAAACCAGUCUCGUCCAUCAAACCUUCGACUAAUAUCAAGAGUCAUAUUCCAUCUGUUAAUGCUGAUAGUACUUCGUUAAAAUCUGAAAAAGCUAUUUUGUCAACCCCCCUCUCUCUCUCCUCUGCUUCCCCUGUUGAAGGAUCUACUUCUCCAAAAAGUUCUUCUUUCAGCCAAAGUGAGGCCACUAUAUCCACGACUAUAGAACUGGAAGAAACUCAACCAGUAGCCAUAGAAUCUGAUGUACCUCUGCUUCCCACCGCAUUAUCCACCAAUUCUUUAGAUAAAAUGGCUAUGAGCAUAGUACGGACAGAAAGCCCUGUAUUGACAAAAUCUUCACCUGAGGUUGCUUUUGUCGAUGAAACUUUAGCUGAAAGAAAUAACGAUGAUACUACUACACCAUCCCCUUCGUCAGAUUAUGACUCACAAACACAUAGUACUCAAAUAUAUACAGAAGUGUCGUCUGAUGAAAGUCCCAGCUUUACAUCGGCAUGGACAUCUGAAAUUCACUCGCAAACGCUUCUUACCUCUUCAAGCGUUGAGCCAACUGCAGUUUGGGGAGAUCUAGCUUCAGCAUCUGACUCUUCUGAAACGGAAGCAAUCGCCCAUACCACUCUUGUGGAGGAAACACUAUCAGCUGAGCACACUUCUGUGUCUGUUUCAAGCGUUGCUACAUUAAGUACCACUUUUGAUGCAUCUGUUUCAGACGAUAUUACAUCAAGUACUACAUCUCCUGAAAAAUCGGUACCAACCGAAGGCAACAAUUAUGCUUCAAAAGAAGGGAGUAUUUCACAUACUCAGUCAGAACCGGAACAUUUAGUUCAAGCUGUUUUCCAUGGGGACGACACUGGAAUUACAUCUAGCAACGUGGUGAUAGUCGACACUUUUUCUGUUUCAUCAUAUAGCAACCCAUCUAAAGGGUUUGAUUUGAAUAUUCUAGACCUUUCAGAGGAACAAAUAUCCGAACCACAUGAGCCGGUUACCUCGUCCCAUUCAGCCGCUUCCGACUAUUCUCUGACAACAGGCACAGCUGUCUCUGACAUUGCCUCCACUACAACUCUAGUCGAUGAGGUACUCUAUGAAUCUAGCUCUGAGUCAGUGGAUAUUGAACAAGAGGUGGAAAAACAUACUUUGAAUGCAACAUCUUCUGCAACUUUGGAGGGCUCUAAUAACUUACACACAAGAUCAGUCCUCGCAGAUAUUGUGAAACAUGAAAAUGAUUCCUUGGAGACAGCCUCAAGUUUUUCAUCUGCUUUCUCAACUGAAGACACAACCCCUGUGCAAGCCACUGUCGAGACUAUGGAAAUAGAUCUCACAACUUCGUUAUCAAGCAGCUCAGUUUCAGGUGAAGAAGACAAUACACUCACCGAUUCGCUUGCAUCAACGAACACUGGUCUGUAUAGUUCAAGCUACACACCAGUUGCUUCUGAAGAGCAAGAUCCUAUUUCUAGUGGGCCCACAUAUGCCAAUUCUUAUGUGCCCGAGGUGAACUCAUCCGGCAAGAUUUCACUGGAGGAAGAGACAAUUCAAUGGGAUUCCUUGAAUGGGGCGAUCGUUACAACGACUGAAUCGGACUACUACACAUCGAUCAGUAUCGAAGCUGAUCUUCAACCAACUCCUAUUUAUGUGGACCAUGACGAGUUAUAG
This is a messenger RNA of Kazachstania africana CBS 2517, 3375 nucleotides long. RefSeq names its product GTPase-activating protein SED4 (gene SED4). The transcript has a single exon. Gene Ontology annotation, biological process: protein secretion. Gene Ontology annotation, molecular function: protein binding; guanyl-nucleotide exchange factor activity; GTPase activator activity. Gene Ontology annotation, cellular component: endoplasmic reticulum membrane. The record is from RefSeq and is a predicted model, not a curated record. Lineage: Eukaryota; Fungi; Ascomycota; Saccharomycetes; Saccharomycetales; Saccharomycetaceae. The coding region runs from base 1 to 3375 and encodes 1124 amino acids.